AAAACCAGCCAAGGAUUACGAGUUUGCACAGAUUCUGAAGCGCAGCAUCUGCCUGGAGCAGAACACGCAGGCCUGGUGUGAGAACUGUGAGAAAUACCAGCCCACGGUGCAGACCCGCAACAUCCGCUGCCUGCCGGACGUUCUGGUCAUCAACUGCGAGGUGAACAGCUCCAAGGAGGCCGAUUUCUGGAAAACCCAGGCUGAGUAUUCCUUUCAGAAGGCCAUGAUGAAGAGGGGAGGCUUCGACAUGGCCAAGGGCAAGGAGAUCUCGCUGGGAGAGUGGAAGGAUUUGGGGAAUCCUGAGGCAGGGCAUUCAUAUCCUUCCGUGGAGGAACUGAAGAACAUCUGGAUCCCCCACGCCAUCAAGAUGAGGCUGAGCAAGAGCAAAGAGCUCGACGUGAGCAACUGGAGCGAGAACGAUGAGCUGAGCCCCACGGAUGACCCUGACUCCGUGUACAUCUACGACCUCAUGGCCACCGUGGUGCACAUCCUGGACCCUCGCACCGGGGGCAGCCUGGUGGGGCACAUCAAGGUGGGCGAGACCUACCACCAGCGCAAGGAGGGAGUCACCCACCAACAGUGGUACCUCUUCAACGACUUCCUCAUCGAGCCCGUGGACAAGUGCGAGGCCGUGCAGUUUGACAUGAGCUGGAAGGUGCCGGCCAUCCUCUACUACGCCCGGAGGAACCUCAACGCCAAGUACAACCUCGUCAGUGAGUGUCCGGGGUGGGAGAGAUGGGGCUGA
Molecule: messenger RNA, 745 nt
Organism: Malurus melanocephalus (red-backed fairy wren)
Lineage: Eukaryota; Metazoa; Chordata; Aves; Passeriformes; Maluridae
Product: PAN2-PAN3 deadenylation complex catalytic subunit PAN2-like
Exons: 7
Coding region: 224-745 (173 amino acids)
Biological process (GO): nuclear-transcribed mRNA poly(A) tail shortening
Cellular component (GO): P-body; PAN complex
Source: RefSeq, a predicted model, not a curated record